AUUUAAACGUGUUGCCAGGAAAUCUGUUUCAGUGUGAUCUUACCUGAAGAAUAUGGAGCAUGGUCUUCUGUCUGAGAUUUGAAUAUUUUACUUGUUAUCUGAAGUAUUGAUGUCAGUGUGACAAUGGAGGGUUCAGUUCAAAUGCCUGCGCUGUCUCUGAAGAUAGUGGCAAUCAUAUUAAUGAUAAGUGGUCUGACAAAAGCACAAACAGCAGCUGCACUUACUACUGCAAGCCCUGGUUAUGACCCGUGCAGUAACUAUACAAUUCUGAACCAGCCCUGGAGAGCUACUAAUGAAUCAUGGAGUACUGCCUGUGAUCGAGACUUUGAGUGGAAUGGCUGGUAUCGUCUUCUCUAUUAUGGGAUGAACAUCCGCAUGCCAGAGGUCUGUAGUAGUGGAUGUUCCACUGGUAUUGCUCUCUGGCUAAAUGGCGCACAUCCUCAGAUACAGGAUGGAAUAGUCACCCGUCAGAUCUGUGGUAAUAACGGAGGAACCUGCUGCUAUAGUUACUACAGUACAACCUACAUUCGAGUCAAAGCGUGCCCAGGAAACUUUUAUGUCUAUGAAUUCAUCAAGCCAGUCUCCUGUGAUUCAGCCUACUGUGCAGAUAUCACCACACUAACUCCAGCCAACUUCUCAACAACUGGAGUCAUCACCACAGAAACCAAUAUAACUACAGACUCCAGGUUUGACCCAUGCUAUAACUAUACUGCCCUGGACAACUACUGGAGAAAUACACGCACAUCCUACAGAGGACAUGAUGACACCCUUGUAGAAUGGAAGGGCUGGUAUCGACUGUAUCUUCAAGGACAAAGUGCUCAAAUGUCUGAGUGGUGUGUGACUUAUACAACAUGUGGUGGUGUUAUUCCACUGCUGCUCAGAGGUUCACAUCCACAGACUGGAGAUGGAAUUGUGACUCGUGAAGUAACUGGAUCUCACUCGUACUACUCAUGCAAUUACUACAAAUCCAACUCAAUUCAAGUCAAGGCUUGCCCAGGAAAUUAUUACGUCUAUAAACUUGUUAAACCAGAUAUAUCGAUCCCUGUUCCUUCAUACUGUGCAGUUUCUUUUAGCAACUCCAGUGUAGAUCCCUGCUACAGCUAUACUGCCCUGAAUGAUACUUGGAGAAGCAGCACUGGCUCAACCACAACUUCACAGUGUGAUGCAUAUGUGAACUGGGUGGGCUGGUAUCGGCUUUUCUAUCAGGGACAAAGUGCCAAAAUGCCAGAAUCAUGUGUCAAUUUAUACAGGUGUGGCACCACCUUCCCACUUUGGCUCAAUGGCUCUCACCCAAAUCUGCAAGAUGGAGUGGUGAUAAGGCAGAUCUGUGGAAAUGAUGGCAGUGAUUGCUGCUAUUUCAAAUCCUUACCAAUUCAAGUAAAAGCUUGUCCAGGAAAUUACUAUGUGUACGAGUUUGUCAAGACAAGUUUCUGCAAUGCAGCCUAUUGUACAGAUACUAGCAACAUAACUGUCACCAACGCACCAACAACUACCCCACAGGAUACCAGCACCAUAACUGUGACCAACGCACCAACAACUACCCCACAGGCUACACUUACUACUGCAAGCCCUGGUUAUGACCCGUGCAGUAACUAUACAGUGCUGGAUCAGCCCUGGAGAGCUACUAACGCAUCAUGGAGUACUGCCUGUGAUCAAUACUUUGAGUGGAACGGCUGGUAUCGUCUUCUCUAUUAUGGGAUGAACAUCCGCAUGCCAGAGGUCUGUAGUAGUGGAUGUUCCACUGGUAUUCCUCUCUGGCUAAACGGCUCACAUCCCCAGAUACAGGAUGGAAUAGUCACCCGUCAGAUCUGUGGUACUAAUGGAGGAGUUUGCUGCUAUAGUUACUACAGUACAACCUACAUUCGAGUCAAAGCGUGCCCUGGAAACUUUUAUGUCUAUGAAUUCAUCAAGCCUGUAUACUGUAAUUCAGCCUACUGUGCAGAUAUCACCUCACUAACUCCAGCCAACUUCUCAACAACCGGAGUCAUCACCACAGAAACCAAUAUAACUACAGACUCCAGGUUUGACCCAUGCUAUAACUAUACUGUCCUGGACAACUACUGGAGAAAUACACGUAUAAACUACAGAGGACAUGAUGACACCCUUGUAGAAUGGAAGGGCUGGUAUCGACUGUAUCUUCAAGGACAAAGUGCUCAAAUGUCUGAAUGGUGUGUGAGUUAUAUGACAUGUGGUGGUGUUAUUCCACUGCUGCUCAGAGGUUCACAUCCACAGAUUGGAGAUGGAAUUGUGACUCGUGAAGUAACUGGAUAUCACUCGUACUACUCAUGCAAUUACUACAAAUCCAACCCAGUUCAAGUCAAGGCUUGCCCAGGAAAUUAUUACGUCUAUAAACUUGUUAAACCAGAUAUAUCGAUCCCUGUUCCUUCAUACUGUGCAGUUUCUUUUAGCAACUCCAGUGUAGACCCCUGCUACAGCUAUACUGCCCUGAAUGAUACUUGGAGAAGCAGCACUGGCUCAACCGCAACUUCACAGUGUGAUGCAUAUGUGAACUGGGUGGGCUGGUAUCGGCUUUUCUAUCAGGGACAAAGUGCCAAAAUGCCAGAAUCAUGUGUCAAUUUAUACAGGUGUGGCACCACCUUCCCACUUUGGCUCAGUGGCUCUCACCCAAAUCUGCAAGAUGGAGUGGUGGUCCGGCAAAUCUGUGGAAGCAGUGGCAGUGAUUGCUGCUAUUUCAAAUCCUUACCAAUUCAAGUAAAAGCUUGCCCAGGAAAUUACUAUGUGUACGAGUUUGUCAAGACAAGUUUCUGCAAUGCAGCCUAUUGUACAGAUACUAGCAACAUAACUGUCACCAACGCACCAACAACUACCCCACAGGAUACCAGCAUCAUAACUGUGACCAACGCACCAACAACUACCCCACAGGCUACACUUACUACUGCAAGCCCUGGUUAUGACCCGUGCAGUAACUAUACAGUGCUGGAUCAGCCCUGGAGAGCUACUAACGCAUCAUGGAGUACUGCCUGUGAUCGAGACUUUGAGUGGAACGGCUGGUAUCGUCUUCUCUAUUAUGGGAUGAACAUACGCAUGCCAGAGAGCUGUAGUAGUGGAUGUUCCACUGGUAUUGCUCUCUGGCUAAAUGGCGCACAUCCCCAGAUACAGGAUGGAAUAGUCACCCGUCAGAUCUGUGGUACUAAUGGAGGAGCCUGCUGCUAUAGUUACUACAGUACAACCUCCAUUCGAGUCAAAGCGUGCCCAGGAAACUUUUAUGUCUAUGAAUUCAUCAAGCCUCUGUAUUGUUAUUCAGCCUACUGUGCAGAUAUCUCCACACUAACUCCAAGCAACUUCUCAACAACUGGAGUCAUCACCACAGAGACCAAUACAACAACAGACUCCAGCUUUGACCCAUGCUAUAACUAUACUGUCCUGGACAACUACUGGAGAAAUACACGUAUAAACUACAGAGGACAUGAUGACACCCUUGUAGAAUGGAAGGGCUGGUAUCGACUGUAUCUUCAAGGAAAAAAUGCUCAAAUGUCUGAGUGGUGUGUGAGUUUUAUGUCAUGUGGUGGUGUUACUCCACUGCUGCUCAGAGGUUCACAUCCACGGAUUGGUGAUGGAAUUGUCACUCGUGAAGUAACUGGAACUCGCUGGCUCUCCACAUGCAAUUACUACAAAUCCAACUCUAUUCAAGUCAAGGCUUGCCCAGGAAAUUAUUACGUCUAUAAACUUGUUAAACCAGAUAUAUCGAUCCCUGUUCCUUCAUACUGUGCAGUUUCUUUUAGCAACUCCAGUGUAGAUCCCUGCUACAGCUAUACUGCCCUGAAUGAUACUUGGAGAAGCAGCUCUGACUACACCACAACUUCACACUGUGAUACCAGUGUAAACUGGGUGGGCUGGUAUCGGCUGUUCUAUCAGGGACAAAGUGCCAAGAUGCCAGAAUCAUGUGUCAGUUCAUACAGAUGUGGCACCCAGUACCCACUUUGGCUCAAUGGCUCUCACCCAAAUCUGCAAGAUGGAGUGGUGGUCCGGCAAACCUGUACAAGUUAUGGCAGUGAUUGCUGCUUUUACAAAGCCUUUCCAAUUCAAGUGAAAGCUUGUCCAGGAAAUUACUAUGUGUACGAGUUUGUCAAGACAAGUUUCUGCAAUGCAGCCUAUUGUACAGUUCCUUAUAGGUUAUUUCCCAUUCUACCUGGUACUGUUCAGCGUGCAGUUACUGUUGACGGAGGUUCUACGCUGAUCCAGCUGGACUAUCCAUUCUUCUACUUUGGAAAACCACACUCACAGUUAUAUCUCAGUAUGAAUGGUUUCCUGUCUUUUGAGCCCCUCUACCCUGUCAGCUAUGACCCGUCUCUGAACAAAGACAUCAUCGCUCCACUGUGGACUAAAAUCCACAUUUACACCAGAGGAAGCAUCUCCUACAGCCAAGCCACAAGUGGCCCUCUUGUAAAACUAGCUGCUGAUGAAAUUUCCCAAGGAUUACCCGGCAGUAAAGUCUUUGUUUCCUGGGUCUUUGUCAGCACCUGGGAGAAGGUGGAAUUUGAGCCUGAUGUGGGGGAGGUGACUUUCCAAGUAGUCUUGGUCUCUGACAGCGAAAACCGCUCUUAUGUCCUGAUGAACUAUGGAUCCAUCCCCCCUUCUCCACAAGUAUGGAUGGCUGGAUAUAAAGCAGAGAACAAUACCUAUAAUUUCACCAUUGAGGCACUCAAUACCUCUAGUCUGUCUUCUACUACUAACGUUGGAAUACCUGGUCGCUGGGCUUUCCGUGUUGAUGGUGCAGUCUCAGCUCCAUCUACGUUUUUCUUUCCCAUGCUACCUGGUGCUAUUCAACAUGCUGUUACUGCUGAUGGAGGUUCUAGACUGAUCCAGCUUGACUAUCCAUUCUUCUACUUUGGAAAACCACAUUCACAAAUAUAUCUCAGUAUGGAUGGUUUCCUGUCUUUUGAGUACCUCUACCCUGAUGGCUAUGACUCAACUCUGAACAAAGACAUCAUCGCUCCACUGUGGACUGACGUUGACUCUUACACCAGAGGAAACAUCUCUUAUGAGCAAGCCACAAAUGGGUCUUUGAUUGAGCUAGCUACAAAUGAAAUGAACAGCAUGUUCUCUGGGUUGAACUUUUCUGUUUCCUGGGUUUUUGUCGCCACUUGGGAGAAGAUGGAAUUUGAACCUGAUACAGGGGAGGUGACCUUCCAAGUCAUCCUGAUCUCUGAUAGCAAGAACCGCUCUUAUGUCCUGAUGAACUAUGGAUCCAUCCCUCCUGAUCCACUACCAUGGAUGGCUGGAUAUAAGACGGUGAACAACACAUAUUAUUUCAGCAUUCAAGCACCCAGUACCUCUAUUCUGUCUGCUACUACUAAUGUUGGAAUACUUGGUCGCUGGGCUUUCCGUGUUGACAGUGCAGUCUCAGUGUCACCACCACCAGCACUGUUCUAUCCAUUUGGCUCAGGAGCAGGAGACACUGUUAAUCCCCGCAGUGAUGAUGGAAGCUCACCUGCUGUAAACUUACAGAGUCCAUUCACUUUCUUCAGACGCACAUACACUAAGCUAUAUGUUAACAACAAUGGACACCUGACGUUUGAUCAGCCGUGGGACAGCUAUACACCCACUCAAUUCAGUGCUUAUAAUGGAAGAGAUAUCAUCGCUCCACUCUGGACUGAUAUUGAUAAUCGUGCAACCGGCAAUAUCUCAUAUAAUCAGUACACUAGUGGCAGUGUCCUUUCACAGGCCACACGGGACAUAAACCAGUACUUUCCAGAGUUUAUCUUCACUGCUUCCUACGUCUUUGUUGCAACAUGGGAUAAAGUGGCGUACUACAGCUACUCAGGCACGGAAACAUCCUUCCAAGUGGUUUUGAUUUCUGGUGGCAGUUUGUCCUUUGUGCUGAUAAAUUAUGGUGACAUUGCACCAACAAACUACAGAGUGGAGGCUGGAUAUGACACAAACUUCACAGACUACUUUGUAAUUCUGUGGUCAAAUGACAAAUCCACCAUUCCGAACCUCAAGUAUUUGAGUAAUGUGAACGUCCCAGGACGCUGGGCCUUCAUGCUAAACCAACCUAGUGAUGCCUUUCUUGCAGCUCGACUGAAAGUCCUGACAGGCUCUAACCUAACAGACUUCAAUAACCAGAAGAUCUUUCUACAGCAGCUUCAGGAUGAACUGAGGAGGAGAGGCGUUACAUCCACUAUAAAAGUGAAACGUGUUCAAAAGAAAAGUCCAUGAUUAGAAGAUCCAGAAGAAUCUCUGUGGGAUAAAUUCUCUAAUUAUAUUUAGCUAAUAAGUGAUAUGGUGGUGGUGUUUUGGUAGGUAACACCUGUAUGUAACUUUAAUAUUAAUGAAUUUGCUAAAGAAUUUUGAAACUUCCUUAAAUGUCAAAUUUAAAUACAUUAAACAUAAAUCUCUUUCGUCUAGGCAGAAAUGGUGCAGGGUUGUAGAAUUUUAGCCUGAGGUUUGUGAUCCUUUUAGUAGUUUUCAACAAAUAAUUUUUUUUUCAAUCUUAAUAAACUUAUUGGCUUCUGUG
Molecule: messenger RNA, 6478 nt
Organism: Colossoma macropomum (tambaqui)
Lineage: Eukaryota; Metazoa; Chordata; Actinopteri; Characiformes; Serrasalmidae
Exons: 33
Coding region: 124-6180 (2018 amino acids)
Biological process (GO): cell-matrix adhesion
Source: RefSeq, a predicted model, not a curated record